Eublepharis macularius is the source of this 5301-nucleotide messenger RNA. RefSeq names its product cell division cycle 14B (gene CDC14B). Gene Ontology annotation, biological process: positive regulation of cytokinesis; protein dephosphorylation; regulation of exit from mitosis. Gene Ontology annotation, cellular component: nucleolus; mitotic spindle; centrosome. The record is from RefSeq and is a predicted model, not a curated record. Bases 495 to 1934 code for a protein of 479 amino acids. Gene Ontology annotation, molecular function: protein serine/threonine phosphatase activity; protein tyrosine/serine/threonine phosphatase activity. Lineage: Eukaryota; Metazoa; Chordata; Lepidosauria; Squamata; Eublepharidae. The transcript has 15 exons.
GAGGGAGGGGGGUUAGCUGAUGACUCCUAGACCCGCUUGCCGCCGCCGCCAGCGAGCGAGCCCCUCUGCCGGCCAGCGCGCGCUUGGAAUGCUCGGACGUUCUCACGAUCUCGCCCUUGUUUCCCUCGGAGCGCGGGGCCGCCCCUUAGCCAGAAUGCCCCUUCGGUGUCUGCAAAUUGCUGCGUGGACGCUAGAGGCGACGGAGCCACGGGGAGCCUGCGGGAAGAGCGGACGAAAGGCUUCCAACCCACUGAUGGCCGGCUGCUGAAGGCGACCUCAGCGCGGGUUAAGCCUGGCGAAGUCACUCGCUGAGAUCUGUAGAGCUAAACGGUCGGGGGCUCUCGGGUCGCGCUGCGCUCUGGAGGUGGUGGUCCGCGCUCACUUUCGGGUAACCAAGUCGGACGCUAGGAGGGCCACGGCGGCGUCUUUGCGCCCUCUGAGUUUGCUGCAGCCGUUUCGAACUGCUCUCGCUCUUCUUUAAAUGUUUGUAAAGAAUGAGUGGCAGGAAGGAACGGCGCCUCUGUGUGGAGUGGAUCAAAGAUCGCCUUUAUUUUGCUGUUAUUGGCCAUAAACCAAAGAGUGGUGGUGCAAGUACACACUAUUUCUGCAUAGAUGAUGAAUUUGCAUAUGAGAACUUCUAUGCAGAUUUUGGACCACUCAAUCUGGCAAUGCUUUAUAGAUACUGUUGCAAGCUAAAUAAAAAAUUAAAGUCCUUUACCAUGAUAAGGAAGAAGAUUGUUCAUUAUACUGGUUUUGAUCAGAAAAAGCAAGCCAAUGCAGCCUUCCUGAUAGGUUCUUAUGCAAUAAUUUAUCUGAGGGAACCUCCAGAAACUGUGUACAGGCUAUUGUUGUCUGGAAAUGUAGCAUAUCUUCCUUUCAGGGAUGCUGCAUUUGGUACCUGCAGUUUUCAUCUAACUCUGCUUGACUGCUUUCAUGCAAUAAACAAGGCAUUGCAGUUUGGCUUCCUUGACUUCAGUACGUUUGAUGUAGAAGAAUAUGAGCAUUAUGAGAAGGCAGAAAAUGGAGAUUUUAACUGGAUAAUACCAAAAAAAAUUCUUGCCUUCAGUGGACCUCACUCAAGAAGUAGAAUUGAAAAUGGUUAUCCACAUCAUGCUCCCGAGGCUUAUUUCCCCUACUUUAGAAGGCACAAUGUUACCACUAUAAUCCGCCUGAACAAAAGGAUGUAUGAUGCUAAAAGGUUUAGGGAAGCAGGCUUUGAACAUUACGAUCUCUUCUUUGCAGAUGGAAGUAUACCUACUGAUACUAUUGUCCAAACAUUCCUAAAUAUUUGUGAAAAUGCUGAAGGAGUUAUAGCAGUUCAUUGCAAAGCUGGACUUGGUAGAACUGGCACCCUUAUAGGAUGUUAUAUUAUGAAGCAUUAUAGGAUGACUGCUGCUGAAACCAUUGCCUGGCUUAGAAUAUGUCGACCUGGCUCUGUGAUUGGCUCACAGCAGCAUUUCCUGUUUGAGAAACAAUCAGAACUUUGGAUGGGAGGUGAUUCUUUCCGUUCAAAAUUAAGGAAGAACUCAAAACUUGCAGUUGCAAAAAUUCUUUCAGGAGUAGAUGAUAUUUCAAUUAAUGAUUCCAAAAAUCAGAGAACCAACCAAAAAGAUACUGAACUGUACAGUGAUGAAGAUGAAACAAACACAUUUACACAAGGGGAUAAGCUUCGAGUCCUGAAAAGUAAAAGGCAGGCAAAAGCAAACUCAGUUCCACUGACAGUAAUUCUACAAUCCAGUGUUCAGAAAAGUAAACACUCUGAACUUAGCAUUUCUGACAAUGCAGGCCUUUCUAAAAGAACUACCAGGUCUACUGCAAGAAAAAACAGUUUUAAAAGUCUGAUGCCCCACAGAGAAAGAAGGAAAAGGGAUGCUUUACAACAAAUGCGCUUAUGCAGCGCUUCUGUCCCAAGAACCAGAACGGUGUUGCGUUAAGCAAUCUGAGUAGAAGAGGAAGCAGAGGGAGGAAAGGGUCUGUCAGUUGCUGUCAAUUAAAAAAUCAAAGAAAGAAACUUUAACAAAAAAAGAAAGUAAUGGUCUAUUUUAACAAUCGGCUCAAAAAUGUCUAAACUUUUUGAAGAUGACUCUUAUGGAAGGAACUCAGAUUUACUACAGAACUGUAAAGGUCUUGACUUUUUAAUACCAGAAGCUUUCUCAAUGUAAAGAUAAAGAAUGGCUUGUAAAUUUUAACUUUGGGUUUAAAGCCUUAGCAAGAGUUUUUUUUUCCUGUGUGAUACAUAUGUAUAAAAUGUGAGGGCAAUCAUUUAGUUUCUGUCUACCACAAGGGAAAAGAGGAUCAGAGCUGUUGAAUAGCUUUUUUGUGUCUCCUGCACUGUGAUUCUGCUCCAGGUGGAGAGGGAGGACACUUGAUGAGUUGAUAAUACCAUUUUUGCUCAUUGCUUAAGCAUUUUUUUGCCUAGUUUAAGAAUCCUAAUUUUUAGGAUUUUUUUUCAAGUUGUGGUAAUUUCUCAACUGUCCACAAGUGCUUUCUUUUCAUCACUUCUCCAGCUUUUCCCACUACUGCCUGAAGUGUUGCUUAACACAUCAAAAACCAUUGCGUAUGAAUGAUGCAUUUUUAAAGCCACUCUUGAAAUGCUGUCUUAUUCAAGUACUAGAGAUACUGUUGUAGGUACAGAAAUCUUUGUAAAGGGGCUGGGAAUUGGAAGCUGGAUACAGUGCAGUGAGUAGCCAGGCCUUUUUGAUAUGCAGACUGAGACAUCCAUUCCCUGACUCACACAAGGAGUAGUAAAGGUGGUGAAGUAGCGUCCCUCUUCCCAAGAUUGGGAGAAAAGGUAACAUAGUCAUUGUAAUGUUUGUUUUCUAGCAGUGGCCCUCAGGAUUAGUUUGGGAAGAGAUGGCUGCAGCAGGCUUUUGUUUCUUCUCAUUUAUUGCUGAUACUGCUGUACAGUGAACCACCUCAUUACCAUUCCUGGCCUUAAAUAGGCAGGAGAGAUGGAUGCAAGAUGCAGCAUGGUGUUUUUUCUGUCAGGGUAGUAGCACUGUUGUCCUCUCAACCUUGAAAAUACAGGAGUUGCAGUACUAUGCAGCUGCAAGAGUGUUGUGUCUUCUGAUAAAUGCUCCUUCAGCCCUAAAACAGCAACAGAAAAAUUAUGUAUAGCUGCCAGAAGGCAAUAUAAGCACUUACCUGGUGGCCUAAGGGCAAUCGCUACUAUCUGAGUGAGUGGUUAGUUGCAUUUCUGAAUUUAAUCCUAUAACUCUAAAUCUUAUUGGACCAGUGGGAAAAAAUCCUGUAACCUUCAAGCGCAAUUUGAAUAAGGUGCUUAUUUCAGUUUGAAAGAGUUAAAAUUUUAGCAUCAGGAGCCAUUGCUAGAGGUAGACUGUCUUUUCAGAAAUACUGUUCUGUCUGUAAGAACAAAGAAUGCCAGAACACUGGAAAGGACCUGUUCACAAGAAGGGGUCAGUCAACUUUGUUGCCUUAUCACACCCCAGAUAGCACCCAACAUUCAUGAACACAUGUGGCUUCAGUCUUGUUGCUAUUUUGCCAUGCUUGAACUAUGGAAGUGAAUAUAUUCAGCAUCUUCUCACAGUGGAGCAUGGUGUCUCUACUCCCUCCAUUCUCAACAUACUCAUAAAAUAUAGCCUUGGUAUAUGCUUGGUAAACCUUAAUUCCAAGUAAAUGUAUUUAGAUCAACUCCAUAUUCUUUCCAGCAUAAAAGAUGAAAAAUGUGGAUGUUGCAGACACAUGCCAGAGUCUGGUGAAUCCAGAUAUAUGUAUACCUACAGGUGAUAGCCACACCUUUAUGCACUUGCUGUAGGAACCAUCAGGGCAAAAGGACUCAAGUGCCAAAACUAUACAUCAUCCUCCUGUUAUGAUGCUGGUUUAUUGGCAAAAAGAAGCAGAGGAUAGAGAUGAGGGUCAAACUUGCCCAGACAGCACGCCUGGCCCCAGUGUCUGCCAGUACCUUAUGUUUGCUCUAGACCUAGGUACCAGGUGGUGAUCAUGGGCAUAUACGCCAUGUCUUUCCUCCUUGUAUUCUGCUGAUCACAGCAAUACUAUCAAUCCCUUAGAUCCUUAGCCCAGUUGCUUGGGCAGACAGGCAACCCUCCAUACUGAGCAAAAAGGUCUGGCAUGCUGCUCACAGGCCAGUGGGUUCCCUUCUGCUGCUCUUGGAUAUUAGUUGAAGUCAUAAAAUAGCACUUCAGUCCUUGUUCUAUUCCAAGCCCUAUCUGAGCUAAGCUAUUGUAAAAUGAUAUCUUUAUCUGCAUAUAAAAUUGGACCCAGUAAAACAAACGGUGCUCAUCCUGUGUGAGAUUUAAACUCCUCCUAUACAGAAAACACCUGAAAGGCUUUCUAAAAAAUUGUUGCAGUUCUUGCUACCGUUUCUGCAUUAAUUACCUCCCUGUUUUACAGAAGUUGAAUACUUGUGAUUCCUUCUCUCUUGUUCCAGGUAGGGUAUUAAACACCAGUCCUAUUCAUGUUUAUGCAGAAGUCAGUCACACUUUAUUCAUUUGGGUUUAGUCACAUGUCCACAGGCAUAGGAUUUUGAAGGCUGGUUAGUAAGUAAUUGUAUUUAUUGUUCAGGUUAAAAAGACAACAGACACUGUAAAGACAAGUGUAUUCUUGGCUACAGAAGUAGGGCUUCCAUUUUGAAAUCCAAGCAUGUUUAACAUUUUGUAUGAACACAUCAUUUGUAAUCAUGGUUGAUGCCUACAAGGCUGUGAUGUCAGAACUGAUUUAAGGUAUACAAUUUACAGGAAUUUACAGUUUGCAAUUCAACAAUAAUUUUAAUAUAAACAUCCCCAAUUUUUCCCACAGUAGACAGAUUAAAUGUAGGCUAGGAUGUCACUCAGCAGAAUGUGAUUAUCUGGAAUUUAAGUAACUGCUUUGUUUACAAUCAUAUACCAAGGUCAGAAGAGUUAAAUUUGUCCUAUGCUGACCAUUGAAGAACAGAAAUACUGUAUAUUGCUUUUAAGAACCUACCCAGAUUUUUUUUUAAAAACACACAUUGGUUUCUAUUGGAAGGUACUUAGGUCUGGCUAGACAUUCCUUAGCACAUUUAGGGCCCCAGCUAACAAGUCACUUAUAUGGCUAUAACCAAAGUUGUAUAUACUGAGUGUUUCCCAAAGAUAGUGUGUGCAUUUUCACAAGGUUUUUUUAGUGUAAAUACUAAAGACUAUAGCAGGGCCAAACACCAAAUAUUUUAUCAAUAUGAAACAUUAACUACCAUGAAGUCAGACCAGCUUUCCUACACAAAUUGUCUAAAUUUGCCAAGCUCACAUCCUAAAUUCAAAACCCGUAGCCCAAACUUGACAUAUCAUUUUGCCCAGUGCCCAAGGUUAA